AUGAAGCAGAAGCAAGGGACGGCAACGUAUCGUACAAGAGUGAACUGCGGCAGAGUGUCUGGGACGGUGUCCCACUGGCAGGGCGAGGAAGGAUGGAUUCGACCAGAUUCCGUCAUCGAUCACAACCUCAGGUCCAAGAACAGUGGCUUGCUCCUUGUGAGGCAGAAGGACGUAUCAGCAGGUCAAGCUUUGGAGCCUGGUCAAGCUGUGGAUUUUCUCGUCUAUGCCGAGGUUUCUGAGGGUGGUCGGCUGGGUGCAGAGUUCUGUAGGCCUGUGCCUGGCAAGAGCCAGCCAGCAAAGGCCCAACCUCAGUCACCACAGGCACCACAGGGACCGCAGAAAGUCAUGCAGCUGCACCUCAAGAAGGCGCAAGAGAAGCCAACGCUGAUGACGCCUGUCCCCAAGAAGGGCGGCAAGCCACCGACACCGGCGACGGGAAAAGGCAUGGCCGCGGGAAAAGGCAAGAAAGCCGAAGGCAAGCAAGCGGAAGGCAAGCAAGCCGCAGUCACGGUCACACCACCUGGAAAAGGAGCUGCGCAGCCCUUUGGCAAGGGGUUCAAGUCCAAUCCCCCCACGACGUCUACACCGUCUACGCCCUCGGAGGGCUUCAAAUCAAAAGCGAAGCUGCCACGCCAGCAGAUCAGCACAACUGAGCAGACCGGCGAGCUUCAAGUUUGGUUUGGGAAGUAUGGAUGGAUUAUUCCAGACACGCCAGUGAAUCACACACAAGGUGGCAAGCACCAGGGCAAGAUUUACAUCCAUCUGUCCGACAUGGAGGACGACAGUGUGACUGUAAAUCCUGGCUGCCGCGUGUCCUUCAUGGUGUACGCAGACAGCAGUGGGUUGGGGGCAGAGAACUGCAGAAUCUUGGACAACCUGCCGGGAGGUGGCAAAGGCAGCCAAAGCUUCAAAGGCAACGCGCUCAAGGCAGGUCUCAAGGGAAAGCAGCUGGCGGGCCAUCAGCAAGCGAACGGCUGGCAGUCUCAGUCGCAGCAAGGAGGAGGUCUGCCUCCAGACUGGGAGGAGCAUUGGUCAGAGGAGUACAGCGUCCCCUACUACUGGAACACUGUCACAAAGGAGUCUGUUUGGGUGCGUCCAGGAUGA
Molecule: messenger RNA, 1104 nt
Organism: Symbiodinium natans
Lineage: Eukaryota; Dinophyceae; Suessiales; Symbiodiniaceae
Source: the annotation of a GenBank genome assembly